AUGCGAUGGCAUUGGCGCAAGGUUCAUGGCUGGUCGCCCUACGGCCGUGGUGGUUAUGUUCUUCGUGCACAACGGAUCCAGAGUGAGGCUGAGCUGAGGCAGUCAUAUACCGUGGUGACCUGUCAGCAGAUCUUCCCGUCGCGCAAAAGUUCCCACUACAUCCAUGUACGAGGAGGCGAGAGGGAGCCACAUAUUCCUGUUUCUACAGACCAGGUGGACCUGGCGAUCGAGGCCGUACAGAAGGCAGUCGAGCAGGCGCAGGCUCGGGCUGGCCCGAUUGUCGAGGCGGAUGACAUCCGCGAUGCCAACCUCUGGCUACGGAUGACAGGAUGGACGCGAUACCUCCAGGAUAUCCCGUUCAGUGCAUUAUACGCCAGUGUGGAAACCCCCGUUACCCGACAGUGA
This is a messenger RNA of Aspergillus oryzae RIB40, 405 nucleotides long. RefSeq lists its product as uncharacterized. The transcript has a single exon. Lineage: Eukaryota; Fungi; Ascomycota; Eurotiomycetes; Eurotiales; Aspergillaceae. Bases 1 to 405 code for a protein of 134 amino acids. The record is from RefSeq and is a predicted model, not a curated record.